UUUCGCCUCACGCAAAAUUUUCGCCUUACCGCUCUUUUUCCUCUUGCUCACCAAAAGCCCUAACCCUAAUCCUCCUUCUCCCUCCAACGGUUCCAAGAGCUGAAACCCUAAUCCUAACCCUAACCCUAACCCUAGCACUAAGAUUUGGAACGAGAUGAGAGGGAGGAAGAGGGCGGCGCCGAAGAAGAGGGCGGCGGAGGAGGAGGAGAAGAAGAGGGAGGAAGAGGGCGGCGGCUGCGGAGGAGGAAGCAGCAGCGGCGGCGACAGCAAGUCGCCGGAGGAGCUGAAGAAGGAGUCUACCACGAAGGGCGCCAGCAGGGGGAAGCGCGUCAAGGCGCCGCCGAAGCCGAAGCAGGAACCCGAGUUCUUCCGCGAGAAGAGGAAUCUGGAGGACUUGUGGCAAGCAGCUUUCCCUGUUGGAACUGAGUGGGAAAAUAUGGAUAAGCUUCAAGAGAUCAAUUGGAACUUCUCAAAUCUAGAGGAUGCAUUCGAAGAAGGUGGAGAGCUUUACGGAAAGACGGUCUACUUGUUUGGUAGUACUGAACCCCAACUCUUAGUUGUAAAUGGCGAACAGAAAGUCAUACUAAUACCCAUUGUGGUGGCUGUGGUUUCCCCUAUUCCGCCAUCUGAUAAGAUUGGCAUAAAAUCUGUUCAAAGAGAGAAUGAAGAAAUAGUACCGAUGAAAGCAAUGAAAAUGGCCUGGGUGCCAUAUGUUCCUCUAGAGAACCGGCAAAGUCGGGUUGAUAGAUUGAAAACUCAAAUAUUCACACUGGGCUGCACUCAACGAAGAUCUGCUCUGAAGCACUUGAAAACUGAGCGUGUCAAACAAUAUGACUAUUGCCUUCCUUAUUUCCAGCCUCUGAAAGCUGAUGAUGAUGAAGAAGACACAGUUGUUAACAUUAUGUUCCCCUUAGAACCUCCGGUUGUUUGCGAUUUUGACUGGGAGUUGGAUAAUCUGGAGGAUUUUACUGAUGAACUUAUCAAAGACGAGGCAUUACCAGAAGAUCAGAAAGAUGCAUUCAAGGACUAUGUAAAAGAGCAAGUAAGAGAGACGAAGAAAACGCAAAAGCAGGCUAGAGAAGCCAGGAGAAAAGCUAUUGAAGAUAUGGAUCCAAAGACAAAAGCCGCAUUUGAGAACAUGCGGUUUUAUAAGUUUUACCCUGUACAAACACUAGACACACCUGAUAUAAGCAGUGUAAAGGUUCCCUACAUAAACAGAUAUUACGGGAAAGCCCAUGUUGUAAUGUAAUAAAAAAUCUGGCUGAGUCGGUUGUUUAACAACACUCUCCAGUAUUUAUCCUUCUCUUGGGAAGAUUUUCGAAGCCAGAGUUUUGAGAUCGGAACAGCAGUGGAGUCUUCGAUUCGUCAAUGGUGAAACCAGUUCUAUUGUCAUUUUGCAGAGUACAUUUCACAGUAUUUUAGUUAUUAUGAUAGCCCUAAAAAUAUUCUUUUAUCCUGUAGCAGCUCGGGCCAUACUUUUGAAUGUGAGGUGAUCUGUAAAUUACCGGCAGAAAAGGAUUGGAAAAAUUCAUUGUUUUCUUUGGCAGUUAAUCACUACACAUGCAAUGUUUAAGAUCAGACGAUUUUCCUCCCUUUUUUUUAAAAAAAAUUGAGAUUUUUCUUUGAUAUGUUGUGGAACCAAAUAAAGCUAUGUUGUUUACCACUA
This is a messenger RNA of Ananas comosus (pineapple), 1666 nucleotides long. RefSeq lists its product as uncharacterized. Lineage: Eukaryota; Viridiplantae; Streptophyta; Magnoliopsida; Poales; Bromeliaceae. Gene Ontology annotation, biological process: regulation of cellular response to heat. The record is from RefSeq and is a predicted model, not a curated record. The coding region runs from base 155 to 1249 and encodes 364 amino acids. The transcript has 14 exons.